AUGCUGAAUGUUGGAACUCCGUCGAAUUUGCCAAAGCAAGGGACUCGUAUGAAGCUUCGGUUUGGAGUAAAUAAAUGCAAGCUUCAAAAUGCUCAGAUGAUGGGGAAACUGUUGAACCGCUUCCUUGAUCGUUCAAUAUGUCCUUUGAAACCAGUUUUGAGGGAGAGAAACAGAAAACGAGGUCUCCGAGACAAUGAUAAACGAAAGUCUUUAUAUUCCAAGAACAUUAUUUGUGUUGUCACGAGAACGCCCAAAGCUGCGGAUGAGGGGUCGUCUACGGAAGGGGCUUGGCAAGCGAAAUGGCCAAAGUUUUCAUCCGCUUCGUCUGAAUCCUUAUCCGACUGCAACGGCCCAACCAACACGCAACUCCAGGUUCCAAGAUGCUCUCCAUGCAGAGAAACCGUAAAAAUAUGUUCAAUUGGUCAUCACCGUAGGUUCAAACUGCGGGGAUGGUGGACCUCAAAAGCCCUGAGCUUCUCCGAUGCAGAGGGGCUGAUUAGACCUCAAUUCCUCUCCCUUGUUCGACGUUCGACCUCCGUCAACAUAUCAAGCAUAGGAAGAAUAACCUCAUCGAAGAUGUCCUACAAGCCUGCCAUAGCCUCUAUGUCCUUGGGUCGAGCCUGGGUACACAAGCUGCCGUACAAGCUAGACCAAGCUCGAGCCUUCAACCUAACUGGCAUCGAAAUAUUCUUUGAGGAUCUCGAAUAUCUAGCCCGUGAAGAGAGUGGCAUAUCCGCAGACCAAAAUCCCUCCUCAGAAGCACAGUUGAACGCUGCCCACACGAUACGAAAGCUUUGUGAUGAAAGAGGCCUUGAGAUCAUUGGUCUCCAGCCUUUUCUACACUAUGAGGGUCUGCUCGAUCGUGAAGAGCAUGCUAGAAAGAUCGAGAAGAUGAAGCUUUGGUUCAAGAUUGCGAAGAUCCUAGAGACGGAUAUCAUACAAAUACCUGCGAGUUUCUUGGGCAAAGACAAGACUACUGGGGAUCUCGAUGUAGUGGUGGGGGAUUUGCGGAAGGUGGCUGAUAUGGGACUGCAAGAAUCGCCCGUUAUCAAAUUCGCAUAUGAGGAUUUAUGCUGGAGUACAUAUUUUGAUACAUGGCAGAAGGGGUGGGAUCUUGUGGAGAAGGUGGACAGGCCGAACUUUGGGAUGUGCCUUGACACAUACAACAUUUCAGGGAGAGUAUACGGAGACCCAGCAGCUUCGUCUGGAAAGACACCAAAUGCAGACGAGGAUAUCAAGAAGAGUUUGGAAGAGUUGAUCAAGAGGGUUGAUGUGAAGAAAGUAUUCUAUAUUCAAGUCGGGGAUGCAGAGAAGAUGCGCGACCCGCUGGUUGAAGGGCAUGCCUUCUACGCGGCAGACCAACCAGCGAGGAUGAGCUGGUCUAGAAACGCGAGGCUUUUCGCAUUUGAGGAAGGUGGGUAUCUUCCUGUAUUGGCUGUCACGCGUGCGAUCAUUGAAGGUUUGGGAUACAAAGGCUGGGUGAGCAUGGAGCUAUUCUCAAGGACGAUGGUUGAACCUGGAGAUGAAGUGCCUACAGCUCAUGCCCACCGGGCUUGGCAAGCCUGGGAGAAGCUAGAGAAGGAGAUGGCAAAUUGGAGGCUCAGAUAGUGGCAUAGUGUUUCACAUUACUGCUCUCAAAACCUUUUAUAAGCCUCAUGUCACUUUCAUUCUUCUUGCAUUUCUAUGCAGAAGCACUAGAGUGCCUUCUGUUCCUCAACCCACUGCCUUUCCUCGAUUUUCUGCUUCGGGUGAUCGUGAUCUUCAGAGCCGACUGCGAUCAGCAACGACUUGAAACACGCCUCUUUGGGAUAUUACAAUAGUCUAAGUUGGUCAAGUGACUUGGAAAUCCAUCGUGCAAGCACAGUAUUUCACCACUUACAACCUUUUGAAGAUCCAAAUAAAGACUAGCUGCCUACAAUAUCGCUUCAUACAGCUGGACAGAUAGGGCUGUUUUCAUACUGCUAUCAUUACCUUUAAGAACCAUUAAGCCGUUGAGGUCAACCUCGAACCUUCAUCCUCCAUUCCACCAACGUCGAAAGUUGACUUAUUCAUAAGCAACCAACAAUACUCCAUCCUUUCCCUCACAUAGACACGGCCAAAAGAACCACCUAACAACUGUCGGCUUGGCCAAAAAGCCGGCAGCCUCUCGACCUCCUCACCGUCAAUUUUCGGUCGUCCACUCGCAGAAUGGACACUCCCAGUCCUCGAAAAAGUCCUUGCCGUCUUCAAAAAGCAGAUCGUCCAUCGCCAACACCGAAAGACAAUGUGAGUCUGAAUUGCUGAUCUGGAAGAGGAAAUUCCUCUUUGAAGCAGUACGCUGUUACACAGCUCCAGCGUUGUGGAGCUUUACCGACAAGAAAGGCGGUUGAUGCCUUGCCCAGAGAAGAAGCCAAAGAGAAAAAGUCGGAUGAUGAUGCGCCCAAUCACGCUUGCGAUGCUUGCACCUAAAAUCUACCUGCUUCGAAUUAUAGGCGCGCUAAGCUCGCUCCAGAUUGGAUGGCGAUGAUUAUGAUAUGUAAUGAUCUCUCAUACAGAAACAGAUCUUCGGGAAGUGCGAGGAAAUAUGCAGAAACCCCAUUUGGAAGCGGAAAGAAGAUGGAACGAAUGAAGCGGAAUGGCUCCAACUGAUUUCAAGGUCAAUUUGGGAGAGGUAUUUGGUCGAUACACCCAUCCCAUUACUUGCACGAAAACAAAACUCUUGUGUCUUUCAGUGCCUGAGUGCCGCCCCAUGAUGAUGCAGCACACAGCGACUCGGGAAGAUGUCCAUUGCUCACUCUGCGUUAUUUCAUCCUAUGUUCUAUUUGCGCACGGGGUAAUUCUUGUUUGGUGCUAGUCUUGGUAAGAGGUUUUUCCAUGCGACAAUGAUAGGUAUCAGGAAUUAGUAUAGUCGGGAAUUAAGCGAGAGUAAUCUCUGAAGAGAGGUUAACAGAUAUUUCGAAUUUAGAG
Molecule: messenger RNA, 2946 nt
Organism: Cadophora gregata
Lineage: Eukaryota; Fungi; Ascomycota; Leotiomycetes; Helotiales; Ploettnerulaceae
Exons: 2
Coding region: 1-1608 (535 amino acids)
Source: RefSeq, a predicted model, not a curated record